CCACUGUCCUUGGUUGCAGCAGGCACUCCCUGGGCUAAACAGCAUCACCAUGUCUGUUCGAUACAGCUCAAGCAAGCAAUACUCUUCCUCCAAAAGUGGAGGAGGAGGUGGAGGAGGAGGAUCCAUCAAAAUUUCGAGCAGCAAAAGCUCCCAUGGUGGAGGAUAUAGCUCAGGGGGCGGUUUCAGUGGUGGCUCUUUUAGCCGUGGGAGCUCUGGUGGAGGCUGCUUUGGAGGCUCAUCGGGUGGCUAUGGAGGUGGACUAGGAGGUGGGUAUGGUGGAGGUAGCUUUGGUGGAGGCUACGGAGGUGGCAGCUUUGGUGGGGGCUAUGGAGGAGGCAGUUUUGGAGGAGGCAGCUUUGGAGGGGGCAACUUUGGUGGGGGCUUCGGCGGAGGCGGCUAUGGAGGAGGCUAUGGUGGUGGAUUGGGAGAUGGUGGCCUUCUCUCUGGAAAUGAAAAAAUAACCAUGCAAAAUCUGAACGACCGCCUGGCUUCCUACUUGGACAAAGUUCGGGCUCUUGAAGAAUCAAACUAUGAGCUAGAAGGCAAAAUCAAAGAGUGGUAUGAAAAGUAUGGCAACAGAGGCCAGAGAGAGCCUCGUGACUACAGCAAAUACUACAGAACCAUUGAAGAUCUUAAAAAUCAGAUCCUUAAUCUAACAACUGAUAACGCCAAUGUCCUGCUUCAGAUCGACAAUGCCAGGCUGGCAGCGGAUGACUUCAGACUGAAGUAUGAGAACGAGGUAGCCCUCCGCCAGAGCGUGGACGCGGACAUCAACGGCCUGCGCAGGGUGCUGGACGAGCUCACCCUGACCAAGGCUGACCUGGAGAUGCAGAUCGAGAGCCUGACUGAAGAGCUGGCCUACCUGAGGAAGAACCAUGAAGAGGAAAUGAAAGACCUUCAAAAUGUGUCCACUGGUGAUGUGAAUGUGGAAAUGAACGCUGCCCCGGGUGUUGAUCUGACUCAACUUCUGAAUAACAUGAGAAGCCAGUAUGAACAACUUGCUGAACAGAACCGCAAAGACGCUGAGGCCUGGUUCAAUGAAAAGAGCAAAGAACUGACUACAGAAAUCGAUAGCAACAUUGAACAAAUGUCCAGCCAAAAAACUGAGAUUACCGAAUUGAGACGCACUGUUCAAGGUCUGGAGAUCGAACUACAGUCCCAACUAGCCCUGAAACAAUCUCUGGAAGCCUCCCUGGCAGAAACGGAAGGUCGCUACUGUGUGCAGCUCUCCCAGAUUCAGGCGCAGAUCUCCUCUCUGGAGGAACAACUGCAGCAGAUUCGAGCUGAAACCGAGUGCCAGAAUUCUGAGUACCAGCAACUCCUGGAUAUUAAGAUUCGACUGGAGAACGAGAUUCAGACCUACCGCAGCCUGCUAGAAGGAGAGGGAGGUUCCAAAGGCGGCUACGGCGGCGGAAGCUCUGGCGGAGGCCGCAAGACCUCUUCCGGGUCCACUGGGGAGUCCUCAUCUAAGGGACCAAGGUCAGGAGAACCUGGCUGGGACAACAGUAAAACCAGAGUGAUCAAGACAAUUAUUGAAGAAGUGACACCUGAUGGUAGAGUCCUUUCAUCUAAGGUUGAAUCAGAAACCAAGAAACACUACAAAUAAACUACAUCAGGCGGGAAGAGUCUCCCUUCACACAGGCCACUUUGCACAGAUGCAUGGAAAACAGAACCUCCAAGAAGAACAGAACCUUCAGUCUUAAUGGUCUAUGGAAAUAGGUUCCCUCUUUGAAAACAAGGUGUCUAAAAGGUGUUUUUGUGGUUUCUGUAUUUCUUCUUUUCACUUUACCAGAAAGUGUUCUUUAAAGGGAAAAAAAAAAAUUCUAUCCUCAUCUACUAAUGAACUCAAUAAACUUUCUUACUGAUGCAAACAAU
Molecule: messenger RNA, 1875 nt
Organism: Myotis brandtii (Brandt's bat)
Lineage: Eukaryota; Metazoa; Chordata; Mammalia; Chiroptera; Vespertilionidae
Gene: KRT10
Product: keratin 10, type I
Exons: 9
Coding region: 50-1606 (518 amino acids)
Cellular component (GO): keratin filament
Molecular function (GO): structural constituent of skin epidermis
Source: RefSeq, a predicted model, not a curated record